This is a messenger RNA of Hydra vulgaris (swiftwater hydra), 747 nucleotides long. The record is from RefSeq and is a predicted model, not a curated record. Lineage: Eukaryota; Metazoa; Cnidaria; Hydrozoa; Anthoathecata; Hydridae.
GCUCAUCAUCAUGUCAUGUUGCUCCUCGAACUCAGUUUUUCUUGUCAAUCAAAACCCUCACUAGACUUGUUUAGAAUGCCUUCUUCUGAAUCAGGUACAUUGAACAUUGUUACAUUAGAAUUCUAUUUUCAUUUAAAAAUGAGAAAUUACAUAAUUAACUAAUGAAUUUGAAAUUAAGAUAAAUUGAUUAUAUAUUCAUAUCAAGGGUUGCGUAGUCCAAAUCAAGGAAAUAUAAAUAAAGGCAUUAAAUCACAGAAAAUUUGGAAAAUACUUCAUCUAAGCGAUGUCUAGAACUAGAUGCUGAAUCAGGUGGGAGUUCUCACUUUGAAGAGCGUCUUACGUCAACUGCUAUUGGAAAAGCUAAAAAGUAUUGAUGGCGAUAAUUUUGAACAACUUUUCCGAAACAUACUAACAAAUUUAAAAAAAUUAUUUAGCGUUGAGCUACGAUCGAAAAUGAAUUUGAAGGAAAACGACCGAAAAAGUUCUUUAGAAGUAAAGAUUUCCUUUGACAAAUUAGAAUACAGUAGUGCAAUUUACGUUGCUGUUAUGGCCAAAUGGUCAAAUGCUGAUCACAGAUCUAUACAAAAAAUUGUAGGAAACAAGUUAAAAAAUGCACCUGCUGAGUUAAAACUUUCGCCAAAAUACAACUAAUUCCAUUUUAUAUUUAUAAUGUAAUACAUAUAUAUAAAAUUUAUUAUAUACUAUUUAUUAAACAGUUGUAUAUAUUAUUUAAACAGAAACUUAUAA